CCGUGAGAUAUUGGAUGGAAAAGAUAGGACCCCCGCCAGUAGUAGCUUGCUGGUUAAGGAACUUAGUGCCCCUGUUUCCAAGGAAUGUAUAGAGCCUCAUCGAAAAAGGGAAUCCAAAACCCUACAAACUAAAGGCAGAACAAAUGGUGUGGUUGGAGGAGGAGUUAAAUCGAACCUUGGAGGAACCCACGAUAGAAAUUUUGGCCAUCCAUAUUCGUCCAUAAAGGAGCUGUCAGAGAGAGCAAAGCAAUUAGCAAAAAAUGCAGUGUCCCCUUCUACAAAGCUAAAUCGGAGAAGGUAUUUUGGUGUUCAUUAUGUGGCUAGACGUAAUGGGCCUGGGGCCACAAACCCCCAGAGUCCUACAGGUGGUUGUAAAUAA
Molecule: messenger RNA, 379 nt
Organism: Racocetra persica
Lineage: Eukaryota; Fungi; Glomeromycota; Glomeromycetes; Diversisporales; Gigasporaceae
Source: the annotation of a GenBank genome assembly